UCAAUGCUAGCAUUCUGAUCUUUCUGUGCAAUCACAUCAUUUCACAUGCUCUUGAAGGCACCUUAGAAGAAGAAGAUUGUCAAAAAGCACAGAUGGAGACCAAUUAUGGAGAUGAUGCAAGUCUUGCAUCAAAUGAAGAGACAGACCCAAUGGACCACAAUGGUUGUCAUCAGCAGAAUGAAGAACAUAAUGAUACUGAUGAAGAGGAAGGAAAUUCAUUAAUGGAGUCUGCCGGUGACAUGCAAGUUAUGGAUCAAGUUGACGAGGAAGAUUCAUUUGAUGGAGAGCACAGAAAAUUGUCUGUUGAUGGUAAAAAUCCUGCCUCUGAGGAGACGGACGGGCUAGAGGCAGGAAUAAAUGCUCGGCAUAAUCAACGUGAAAACUGUCACUCAGAUGCUGAUGAUCAUCAUUAUGAUGAUGUUCAUAAGUAUGAUGAUGAAGACACUAGACACGAUGAUGACAGUAGACAUGAUGAAGACACUAGACAUGAUGAAGACUCCAGAUAUGAUGGGGACAAUAGCAUUCAUCCCUUUGAUGAUGAGGUGGACUAUGAUGAUAGCCACCACAAAGAAACUUCAGAAAGCCCCAUGAAAAGCCGAGAUGAUUUCUCACGUGAAUUUGUAGAUGAGCUUCCACCAACUGAAAAAAAGGAGAGCCCAUUAGAUAAGGAAGAUGAUUGCCUACUAGGAGAUGAAGACAAGAGCAACUUAGAGGAUGCAAAUAAGAAUAAACCAGAAGAGAAUGAAGUUGAAAAUAAGCAAAUAAUGGACAGUGAUGAGCCACAGCUUGAUGGCCACACCGACCAUGCUGCUGACGGGAGUACUGAAGGUGGUGUUGCAGCAAACUCUGGUGAUGACCUAGAGUUGCUGGGCAAGAGGAAUGAAGACCUUCUGGCUCCUACUUCCUCAAGCAACUUUGAAGAUGAAAUCAACUUCAUGGUGGAUGAUGAUGACAAUAUGCUGGAUGAAGAGAUGAUCUAUGAAGAUGGCACCACGAUUCGUCAUGGACAAGAUGAUGGGGUCACUGGUGAUCUUAAAGACUCCUCAUCAAGUGGCCAACUCAGCAGUAAGAAGACAAGAAGCAGCAGCGACAACAACAAAGGCAACAGUUGCAGUGGAGGAGCAGGAGGAGAUGCAGCUGAGAGCAAUGCAGAAGGCAGAGAAGGAGGUGGCGGCACAAGUUCUCAUGCUCAAUCAUCAGCAGCAGGAGGAGGCAGCACAGAAGACCCUUCAUCCAACAAAGAUACUAGCGCAAAUAUGGAAAGUUCAGAGAAGAAGAGCACUUCUGAAUCCGGUAAUGCAGACCACUCGAAAGACUCUAAAGGGGGUCAGAAGAGCGGAUGUAACCUGUGGGUGAGCGGACUGGCGUCAAGCACACGAGCCCAGGAAGUGAAAUCUCACUUCAGCAAGCAUGGCAAGGUCAUAUCGGCAAAGAUCGUUAUGUCAGCCAAGAGUCCUGGCUCAAAAUGCUACGGUUUCGUCACUAUGAACAGUCCAGAAGAGGCCUCCGCCUGCAUUAAGAAUCUCAACAAGACGGAGCUGCGCGGUCGUAUCAUACAAGUCGAGCGCGCCAAGGGAGAGCCCAGUGAGAGGAACACUUCUAUGGACCGACAUCGGAGCAAUGAACCUCGCGACCGACAACGCAGCACCAGCAGCAGCCAUGAUCCUCACAAGCGCAGAACCUCCCUCGACCGAAGCAGGGAGCAUUCCCGCAGCCGUCCUGGCAGACCGCGAGUCGUGGACCAUCGCUAUGGGCCUCCUCGUCCCAUCCGCGCACUGGGCCCGCGCUUUGGCAACGAGGGCGGCUUCCGCGAGGCAGGACCGAGGGCAAACCUGUCACGCCGCUUGUCAUCUCGCUUGUCACCGUCAGCUCUUGACAAACUUUCGCCGCGACACAUGGAGAAGCAGCAGCUUGGCAUCUCACAGAUCGUGGAGGAGUGCGAGCGGCAGCGGUCUCGAGUGCGGGAGCGCCUCAUACGCGAGGACGAGCGGCGUGCGCGAGAGGACGAGACGCGGCAGCGACUCAUCGAGCGACGGCAGCGCGCUGAAGCUGAGCGCCUCGCGAGAGAGCGAGAGCAGCUGAGAGCGGAGCGUGAGCGCAUUGAGCGCCAGAAGCAGGAGCUGCUGAGGCUCGAGCGUGAGCAACAGCGUCUGGAGCGCGAGAAGCUCGAGAGAGAGCGCGAGGAACUACGACGGCAACAGCUGAAGCUGGUGCACGGUGCAAGCAGCAGGAUGGAGACGAAGCCGAUGCUUGGACGUUUCGAUGAUCGUCGAGCGCUCAAGCGUCCUGCUGAGGACCGCCGCGAUCACUAUGAAGACCGCAAGCGUCCCGCCCCCAACAGGAUAGGAGACUCGAGGCCCCGGUAUGCUGGUCCCCCUCAACAGCCACUCACCUCCAGAAGAUACGACGCUGGCCAUCGAUCAGAGGGCCACCGCUACGAAGCCAACAACAACUACGGUGGCCGAGGUGAAGGCGCUGUCGGCGGAGGACGUUUUGAGCGUCACCCAUCAUCUGGUGGCGGGGCCGCAGCUGGGGGACGCUUUGAACGACAUCCUCCUUCUGGAGCCCCUGGGGCUGCUACAGAGGGGCGCUUUGAACGGCAUCCUAAUGGUGGAAGUGCUGCUGGAGGGGCCGUGACUAAGACCUCAAGUGAACACUUGAGGUGGAUGCCCUCUGGAGGUGCUGCGUCCGCACCUGCUCCCGCCAGGAGAUCUGACGCUUACUUCGAGGAGCGGCGAGGUUCGAACGCGGCCGAGAGUCGCAGCUCUCGCAGCAACUACAACGUCUCUUACAUCGCACCACCGCUGCCCCCGCCUGCGCCUACCUUGUCUAGGGCUGGGGAUAACAGAAUCCCUAGGGACGGUGGCAAAGGCAGCUACGGCGGCAGCAGUAACAGCAGCGGCGGCACGGACGUGUGGCGGACUGGUAGCAGCAAGAGCAGUUACUCCGGCAGCAGUAAGGCCUACCCGCCUCCCAACGGCAGCAGUUCUGGUGGUGCACUUCUUUCGGCACCUCAUGACGGUAGCACCUGGCGAGGCUCCGUGUCAUCGUCAUCGUCGUCCAGAUGGCCUAGUGACGGCCGAGGCAGCAGCAGCAGCGGAGGAAACACUUCAGUGGGUGGAGCCACUGCCUACUCAGGAGGGUUGCCAUCUUCUGUGCCCUCGCAUCACUCCUCUGGCCAGUCUAUCUCUGCUCAGGAGGGUCGAGGGAGCUACGGCGUGCCUGCCGCUUCCUUCAACCGCAAAUUUCUGAAGCCUCAACUGUAGAGACAACUGUGUACUGUUUAAUGUUAUUACCGCCGCGCGUCUAAUGAUGAUGCCGAUGUAUUAACGGCUUUUUCCGACAGUUUAGCCGGAGGUUUUUGGAAAUGUUGCUGUAUUUUAAUGUAAAUAGUCUUUGAAUUGUGCUGAGUUCAUUCACUGUAUAAAUAUAUAUGACCCUAAAUUGAUGUUAAAACGUAUUUUAUAUUGUAUUUACCCAUACUAAAUACGCCACAAUGUAAUUCGAUGGAAACUGUUGCAUCUUCUGGCAUUAAGAGCUUUGAGUUGAUGUAGCCAAGUUCAGGUUAUGACGUAACGUUUCAUUAUGUACAAACCUAAUCUUAGGAUAGUUCUAAAGUUUUCUAAAAUAGUGAAUGUGGAAGGAGAUCCAUUGGUUCUUUAUUUGACGUAUCACAUUCCUGGUGGUAAUCUUAUUAUCUUCCUGUACAGCGACUUCCUAAAUUUGCAUGUAAGAUUUUUAGUUACCAAGUGUUGGGCCGCUAUUGCGACGGUGGAAUUUGUCUGAAGAGUUACAAGUAAAGAAUACUUCUCUCUGAU
Molecule: messenger RNA, 3818 nt
Organism: Hyalella azteca
Lineage: Eukaryota; Metazoa; Arthropoda; Malacostraca; Amphipoda; Hyalellidae
Product: scaffold attachment factor B2
Exons: 18
Coding region: 93-3266 (1057 amino acids)
Biological process (GO): regulation of mRNA processing; regulation of transcription by RNA polymerase II
Cellular component (GO): nucleus
Molecular function (GO): sequence-specific DNA binding; RNA binding
Source: RefSeq, a predicted model, not a curated record